Molecule: messenger RNA, 612 nt
Organism: Oncorhynchus kisutch (coho salmon)
Lineage: Eukaryota; Metazoa; Chordata; Actinopteri; Salmoniformes; Salmonidae
Gene: phf5a
Product: PHD finger protein 5A
Exons: 4
Coding region: 178-510 (110 amino acids)
Biological process (GO): mRNA splicing, via spliceosome
Source: RefSeq, a predicted model, not a curated record
UUAUGAUUCUCCUUUUGAAUUUAGCUAGAUUAAUUCACUAACAUAUCCAUAACCAUAAUAAUUUAACUAACGUGAAAUAAUCUAAAAUAAUAUGAUCCAAAAAAGGAACUAAACCAAAAGAAAGGAAGAAAGGGUCAAAGUUCAACAUAGCCAUUGCAUGCCCUGCGUUCGACGACAAUGGCUAAACAUCAUCCAGAUUUGAUAUUUUGUAGAAAACAAGCCGGUGUCGCUAUUGGAAGAUUGUGCGAAAAAUGCGAUGGAAAGUGUGUGAUCUGUGAUUCGUAUGUGAGGCCGUGCACUCUGGUGCGCAUCUGUGACGAAUGCAACUACGGGUCGUACCAGGGGCGCUGUGUCAUCUGCGGAGGUCCCGGGGUGUCUGAUGCUUACUACUGCAAGGAGUGCACCAUCCAGGAGAAAGAUCGAGACGGAUGCCCCAAGAUUGUGAACCUGGGCAGCUCAAAAACGGACCUGUUUUAUGAACGGAAGAAGUAUGGCUUCAAGAAGAGGUGAAGACAGGACAGUCCAACAUGCUUUGCUUCAGUUUUGUUUUUACUUUUCUUUUUGUAAACAUGUUUUGACAAUACAAUAAAGCUUUCUUUUAUAUUACUGCAA